Molecule: messenger RNA, 10155 nt
Organism: Strongylocentrotus purpuratus (purple sea urchin)
Lineage: Eukaryota; Metazoa; Echinodermata; Echinoidea; Camarodonta; Strongylocentrotidae
Exons: 1
Coding region: 1264-6897 (1877 amino acids)
Biological process (GO): DNA integration
Molecular function (GO): zinc ion binding; nucleic acid binding
Source: RefSeq, a predicted model, not a curated record
AAAUGUAAGGAGGUCGUUGGUGGCGGGCUUUAGAACCGUGACCUUCACCCCGUUCCCACCCCGCUUAUAGGUAAGCAAGGCUUAGUUUUUAUGUGUGUUUAAAUUGUUAUAUUUGAUAAUAUUGUUACUAUGUUUUGUUCAUAUCCUGGUUUAAACGAAUUAGUAUUAUUAUAAGGCUUACAAAUAUGUUCAAAGAACAUGAUAUUUGUUAACAGAAAGGUGUAAUUUAAGGUGAUAUUGUUGUUACGUAAUGCUCAGAGGGUGUGACUUCUUAAUGUACAAGUGGAUUACACGUAGAGGAAAUGGAUGCGUAGGCUAUGCCUGUACGGGUGGAAUGCAUUUGUGUGUACGGUCAAUUGGGCCUUGGAGUGUGACUGUUGUAGUCGGGAACUUGGGCGCUAAUGACUAUGUGUUAGGUUUUGGUGUAGAGAAACCUGAUUAACGAAGAAUUAUGAUCUUUUAAGUUUGAUUAAUUAUGUUAGGAAUUUGUAUUUGAUCCAGCUUAUACACUUUGGGCAUUUGCAUUGUCUUAAAUAAGUUAAAGUUAUUGUUAUUAACGAUUCAAAUGUUUUAGUGUAGUGAACACUGUUUACCUUUUGUUGUCAUAAUGCUGAAAGAUGUGUCGUUGUUUAUUCUUGUAAUUGAUAACUGUUUAUCAUUACUUGACCCCGUUCCCACCCCGCUUAUAGCGGUGUGUCCUUUACAGAAUAAAGAGCACCAACUCUACUCCUCAGGCUGCCAUUGUCAUCUGUAUUGUUCGAGGUCUACCCCCACUCAUUCCGGCUACCCGUCCCAAUCUACCACCCCCUUACAACUGGCGACGAGGAUGGGAUAUCGUCGACGACGCUACGCUAUUAUUCUGAAGACAAACAUGAUCCAAUGUAAGACUGAAAAAUGUCAAUGUCAUGUUUUUACAUAAAUAACUGCUUUCUAGAUGUAUUUUCUAGAUGUUAUUAGUACUGUACUCGAUCCUAGGUAUCGAUUAGUUUUUGCCUUACUCAUUUGUAAAUGCUUGAGAUAUUAGUUGUUUACUAACUAUUUUGAUAUAUCUACUACUGAACUCGAUCCUAGGUAUCGAUUAGUUUUUGCCCUACUCAUUUGUAAAUGCUUGAGAUAUUAGUUGUUUAGUAACUAUUUUGAUAUAUCUACUAUUAAACUCGAUCCUAGGUAUCGAUUAGUUUCUGCCCUACUCAUUUGUAAAUGCUUGAGAUAUUAGUUGUUUAGUAACUAUUCUGAUAUAUCUACUAAUCUCAUAUUGCUAAAAUGGGUUUGUAUGUAAGAAUCGGGGAUGACGGGAAAUCCUUCAAAUUCCCCCUUGUAGAAGAGGGGGGCCCCCUAUCACUUGAAGCAUUACAGUCAAGAUAUCCCUCUGCCAAAGGUUUGGUUUAUAAAGAUGUUAAUGAAGAAGAGGUGAUACUGCCCGCAGUUGGCGGGUUCAUCCGGCCCCUUGGGCAGUGGAUAGUGACAUUAUAUCACCCUCUCUUCGCAGAAGAGAAAACUGGUAGUGACGAGACGGUUCAAAGCUUGAAAGAGCUUCUAUUGAGGCCCCCGCCUCAACUUAUGUUGGCGCCGGAGAAAAGAUUACCAAUCUUCGACGGGGCAGGGGAUGUGCAAGAGUUUGUGACGGCAAUUGAGGAUGCAUUCAAACAUUACAAUGUUCCUUCGACGCGACAAGCCACCUUCCUUUUAGAGUAUCUUAGAGGAGGGCUGAAGGACGAGGCCAAGGCCAUUAUCAAAGGUGGUGGCAAUGUCGAGGAGAUGGUCGACUUCCUCAAGUCAUCAUACGCAGAAGUGAUACCUGUAGGUGAACUGCAACGCCGAUUUCUUGAACGGAGGCAGGGGACAAGAGAAUCUGUUCGUGAAUAUGCUGUCGACCUAGAAAGGAAGUUCCUGAGCUUGACAUCAAGAAGCCCCUACCUGUAUGCAAAACCUGACGCUUUGAUUGCAGAACAAUUCGUUGAGGGCCUUGAGGACACAUUCUUGCGCAACACCUUAAGAGAUAUGUAUGAGGUGAAAGACGAGAUGACCUUUAGGGAACUGCGAGAGCUCGCAAUAAAACGCGAGCGCAGAGAGGAAGCACGACCAAGAGCAGGAGCUUCUAGUGCAGCACAUCUGUCUUCGAUUAAAGGUCAAUCCACAUCCCUGGACAAUGGAGUCCUUGAAGCAGUAAGGGCCAUGACUAAUGAAGUAAUAGGGGCAGUAAGGGAGAUGAUGCAGUUUAAUCGCCCUCGGGGCAGCUUGCAGGUGAAACCAACCUCUUCGGGGCCUACGCAGAGGGGUCCUUGCUUUAAUUGUGGUGCCUUUGGACACUUCGCAAGAGAGUGCCCCCAACAGAAACGCAGGAGGAGCACCAACUCAAUGUAUCCUGAAAGUGCUCCUCCGUUGAGGAAUGAAGCAAGUCCAUAUCCACCCGGCAAUUAUAGAGAAGAGCGUCCUUUAUACCCAAUAGGACCUCUAAUGUCUGGGCCGUACAUGGUAGAAGGUCAGUAUCCCACUUAUCCAGAACAACAGAUUCCUCUUCAGACCUCUCUCAGAUCUAAUCAAAUGGAAGGACCACUUCCUGGGCCAUCGGAGAGAGGUGCCCCUCCGCAUAUGGGACCACCUAAUCGAAUGGAAGGAUCGCUUCCUGGGCCAGGGAUGAAAGGUGCUCCUCCGCCUACGGGACCACCCCGCAGCCAAGACCCCAGCUUUGCAUCUGGAGGGGGGCAAGAUAAUAGGCAGUGGAAACAGGAACACGGCAAAGUGGUUGGCAAUGUUUCCAAAGUGAGUGCAACGGCAGUGGACGGUGAGGAAAGAGGAUUCCUAUCCAGGGCGGUUGGAGAGUGCUAUUCAGUGGAAGUGGAAUUCGGUACGGUUCAGGUUCCCUGUCUCCUUGAUCCAGGAUCACAAGUGACAACGGUAGGAGAAUCCUUCUUCAACCAACACCUCAGGCCAGCAGGCUUUACGUUGAGGGAUAUCCCUUCUUCCUUCACAUUGGUCUCUGCUGGUUAUCAGGCUAUCCCAUAUGUAGGAUAUUUUGAUACUGAUGUAUCUGCUCUCGGACAUUGCAUGUCUUCAAGAAUAGUACUUGUGCUUGCCGAAGUAGAGGCCAAGCGAAGGGGCCAGAGCCUAAUGGGAAUACUAGGGAUGAAUGUUCUACAUGAAUGCUGGAACCAAUUGAUAAGGGGCGAGAAAGAUCAUUUCUUGACAAGAAUGCCGUGGCCAACCACGGAUACAGCUUGGCAAAAGGCCCUUCAGGCCGUCGACGAACAGAUGCAGUUGACUCAGAAGGAGGGUGUUAUCGGUAAAGCUUUUGUGAAGCCCGAGUCAUGCUUCGUAAUAUCAGCUCGUCAAGCAGUGGUGCUUGAAGUUCAGAGUCCAACAGGGCCUCGCAAAGAACCAUAUGAACUCCUUCUAGAAGCUGAGCGAAAUGAUACCAUACCAUCUGGUUUGACCAUCCAGUCUUGUAUUGUGCGUGUUGAGGAGGGGAAAUUUCCGGUCAUGGUGUCCAAUGAUAAUGAGGAGGAUAUAGUGAUCCCCAAGAAGCUCCAGAUAGGUACUUUGUAUAAUGCCACUGUAGUAGGAGGAACAGAGCCGGGGACAGAUCCACCCGGAGGAACUGGAGCUGCACCAGUACAUGUUGAUGUUGAUUGGUCUUCACUCGGUAAAAGACAGUCCCAGGCGCUGGAGGACCUCUUAGAGAGACAUCGUGAGGUGUUUUCAGCACAUGACCAGGAUUUUGGUUAUACUGACAAGGUAAUUCAUCGGAUCGAGACCGGGGAUGCCGUCCCAUUCAAAGAGAGACAUAGGCCCCUUCCUCCGACUCAGUACCAGGCGGUACGAGAUCAUAUCCAUGACCUGAUACAUAAGGGAGUUGUUCGGGAGAGUCAGAGUCCAUGGGCCUCGCCCGUAGUGAUAGUCAGAAAGAAAGACUCAAGCAUCAGGUUGUGUGUGGAUUAUCGUCACUUGAAUUGCCUUACACGUCGAGAUUCCUUCCCACUCCCCAGGAUAGAGGAAUCACUCCAAGCUUUAGGGGGAGCCCAGUUCUUCACAGUGCUGGACUUGACCAGUGGCUAUUAUCAGGUAGCUAUGCACUCGGGUGAUAUUGAAAAGACUGCAUUUUCCGUGCCCUUCGGACUCUUUGAGUACACACGACUCCCAUUUGGGUUGACGAAUGCCCCUGCGACCUUUCAGAGACUCAUGCAAAGAUGUCUUGGAGACAUGUGCUAUACAAGUGUACUACUAUACAUAGAUGACAUAAUUGUAUUCUCCCCUGACUUUGAUACUCACCUACAGAAGCUUGAUGAAGUAUUCUCUAGAUUGAAGAGCUACGGGUUGAAACUGAAGCCUUCGAAAUGCCACAUCCUGCAGAAAGAAGUCCAGUAUCUUGGGCAUAGAGUGUCAUCAGCCGGAGUAGCAGUUGACCCAGAGAAGGUUUCCACAGUAAAGGAAUGGCAGGAACCAGAGACUGUCAAAGAGGUUAGAGCGUUCUUAGGGUUCACUGGGUUUUUUAGGAGAUUCAUGGAAGGAUAUGCCACCACGGCCGGCCCUCUGUUCAAUCUACUCAAGGCUGACCCAGAUAGAAAGGGGAAAGGCAGGAAGAGAGCAGUUCCUGGUUCUAAGAAGGUAGUAUUGGAUGAAGAAGCUAGAACAGCUUUCCGAAAGCUGAUAGAGUGUCUCACAAAUGCACCUAUUCUAGCAUAUGCAGACUUCACAAAAACUUUUCAGGUAGAGACAGAUGCUAGUGCAACAGGACUUGGGGCCAUACUCACUCAAUCUGAUGAGACCGGUAACCAUCAUGUGAUAGCCUACGCCUCCAGGACUCUACGGCCUGCAGAGCGUAGUGGACGGUACAGUGCCUUUAAACUCGAGCUUCUUGCGAUAAAGUGGGCUGUAACAGAGGCCUUCAGAGACUAUCUCCUCAGCCAGCCAUGUAGCAUUGUGACUGACCACCAACCACUUCUGUUUCUGGAUAAGGCUAACUUGGGAAACACUGAACUGAGAUGGGUGCAGAGGCUGAGCUCCUUUGACUAUGAGAUACAAUACCGACCAGGGAAACACAACCAAGCACCGGAUGUGUUAUCUCGCCGAGACAACCCUACUGCUGGUCUUGGCCCUGAUGUCGUGACUAGCAGCACCAUACAGGCCACCUUUGACCUGCAUUCUCCCGGAGCUGAGAUCCCCAUUGCCCUAAGCAGUCAGAUUGGUGUGUGUCGCCUGGGUGGAACAAGUUGCCUACCUGGAUAUACCAAUGAGAUGUUGAAGAGGUACCAAGAAAGCGACAGUGACGUGAGACAAGUUAGGGAGUUAGUAGAUAGAGGCACAAGACCAACACGUGAAGAAAGAGGUCGCUGUUCAACCUUAGCAUUACUCAUCCUCCGGAGCUGGAAGAGGCUUAGCAUGAAGGAUGGAGUUCUUGUUCGGGAAGUCCAAUCCACGAUAGAUGGACAAAAACACUUGCAGGUAGUCAUACCCACAGAUCUGCAAGAGGAGGUCCUUAUCAGGUUUCAUGACGAGGCAGGACACUUUGGAGCCAGACGUGUGUAUAAACUGCUGGUAGACAGGUAUUUCUGGCACGGUAUGGAGGUGUCAGUCAAGAACUGGUGUCAGAAGUGUCGGCGCUGCGCCACAAGUAAACCACCUAUCCACCAGCCUCGUCCUCCAUUCUCAUCGAUCGAGGCCACUGCUCCAAUGGAAAUAGUUGCCAUGGAUUUCACCGUUCUAGAAGCGUCGGAUGAUGGAUACGAGAACUUGCUCAUCUUUACUGAUGUUUUCACUAAGUAUGCCUGGGCUGUCACAACUCGUGACCAACGUGCCUCAACAGUGGCCAAGGCUUUGGUAAAACAUGUAAUUACUCCUUAUGGGUGUCCGCUGAGAAUCCAUUCCGAUCAAGGCCAGUGUUUUGAGGCCAAGCUCAUUGCAGAACUUUGUCAGAUGUAUGGUAUUCGACGUAGCCACACCACUCCUUAUCACCCUGCUGGAAAUGGGCAGUGUGAACGCAUGAAUAGGACCCUGCAUAACAUGCUAGCCUCCCUGCCACCCAAAAAGAAGUGUAAGUGGACUUACUACCUCCCUUCCCUGGUGUUUGCUUACAAUAACACCAUUCAUUCUAGUACAGGUGUCGAGCCAUUCUUUCUCAUGUUCGGCAGGAAUGCUAGAUUUCCACAAAGCUUCGUUCAAAGUGGGGAAGGAGCUCAGAGAGGCAAGAAGGGAGUCAAGUCAUAUAUUUCAGAGCACCAGUCACAGUUACGAAUGGCUAGAGACAUUGCAACGAAGAACGCUAAGGCUGCGGUGGAGGCACGUAAAGCACUCCAGGCCCGGAAGGUUUUUGAGAAGCCUCUUGGAGUAGGCCAGUAUGUUCUUGUCCGACGACAUGGAUUCAGGGGCCGAUCAAAGAUAGCCGAUUACUGGGAGGAAGAACCUUUUAUGGUGGUAAAGCGGCCCUUUCCAGAUCGCCCAGUCUACGUAGUAAGGAGCCAUUUGGGCAAGGAGAAGGUCUUACACAGGACACAGUUGAAACACUGCCCCUGGCUACCAGGGGGAGAUGUAGACAAACAGUUAACAGAAGAUGAAACUGAAUCAGAAAGCCGAACACCUGUUGGUUAUGUCCUACGCUACCGCCAACGUCCAGUUCAAACUGAAUCUUCCAGGAGCCUUUCGGGAGGCACUAGUAGCUCUGGGAAUUCCUCCUCUGGACCCCCGGGUAAUGAAGAUGAAGGCACUUGUGAGUCUGAAGUCGGUGUCUCUCAUGUCGCUAGUCCUUGUCCCAGUAACAAUGGGAGUGAAUUGGAAACUGCACCAGUGGUGGCACAGACCGCCAAUCCUUUGUCUCCAAAGGAACAACGGCUGGAGCAAAGGAGGUACCCUAGAAGAGCUACGCGUGGUGUACCACCCCAGAGGUAUAUAAACUACACUUAGCAGAGAUUAAUUUGACCAGGCAUCGAUCGCAUUGAACUCUUCAACCUAAAUGACGAGGAAAAGGAGUGUUGUUUAUUUAUCUUUAUUCAAGAAAGUAUAUAUAUAACAUAAUAAUAAAGAUGUGACAUAAAACCCAGGACAGAGAUUUGUAUUAUAUUAGAUGCAUCUCAUGCAGGGAUAAACAAUUACAAUAUAUAAUAACAAAACGGAAAAGAGAACAUCAUAAUGUCAGUGUUUUAAAUGAAAACAUUAAUAAUUCCUAACAAAAUAACAAAAACAAAAAUAAUAAUUAUUUUUUAGUUAGCAAUUAAUGCCUCAUAAUAUAUUAACAUACCGUGGUUAUAUUUAUUAAUUUUUUCUUAAUAAGUAAUCAACCACGGGAACCUAUCUCCAUAGAGAGAGAGAGAGAGAGGGUUGAAGAGAGAAAGAGGGAGAGGGAGAGAAAGAGGUCUCGGUAUUGCAAGUCGUACAAGGUAGUUAAACCACUUACACUCCCAAGUAAUGUUGUGAUUGCCAGGUGCGUUCCGACCGGCUGAAAAAAAUAACAUACGAUUUAAACAGUACGGUUUUCAAGAUUUCAUUUCUCAGUCGUGGAUACCUUACUUUGCAUUUACAUGUUUUCAACAUAUCUAUAAGUUUUUUGUUGUUGUCAGGAGUUAUCGAACCUCGGGAACCUAUCUCUACACACAGUAAUUUGGGAGUCCAGCCGGCUUCUGAGAUAUCAUGUAUUAGUCCGGCGUACUUGUCAAGCUUUCUUUGGUGGGCCUGUUGAAUGUUGGUUUCAAAUGGAAUUGUCAACUCAAAUACUAGUAUUUCCUUUUUUCUAACAUUAAUGAAUUUGGUGUGCAACCUGGAUUGUAGAUGACUUUUUGGUCCAGUUUUACUCUCUGGCCAUCUGUUGAUCUAGGGCAUGAACUACCAUUUCGUCGCCUUUAACUUUAGAUCUACUGUAGGAAAGGCAAUGACAUGGUUGGUAGAGUUCAGAGAUAGUGGGAAUAUUAAGCCCCCUUGGGGCAUGAACUACAGCAAUAUUGGCACCACACCGGGGGAUGCCCAUCCACUUUUAAUGUAUUUGUCUAGAAGUGUAUCUAGUUGUCCAAGGUGGGUUGCAUGAAGGUCAUGUACAGUUAACAUAUCUCUCAUAGAGGAGAGAGCAUAAUCAUUAAGGAUUUUUAGCUUAUACUCGUUUUUUAUGUUUACACUAUCUAUAUUCGUGAGGGAACUAUCAACCUUAUCACGGAUGAAAUCAUAUGUUUUUGAAGUUUUCAUUUUGAAAGUAAUGUGAGAUCCUAGAAAUUUAAUAGGAUUAUUUUGUAUAGAUGCAAUUUGUUCCCUAGCUAAGGAAAAAUCAAUAACUGUUGGUUUACCGUCUGAAAUUGAUAAGGAACGACACUUCUUAGCUUUGACUGCUAAGCCCAUAUUACUGAGAAGUUUAUUUACUUUUUGAACAAGUUUUUGAUGAUACCUUUUAUUUUCAGUUAAUGAGGAAAAGGAGAUACCUAAUGCCUAGAUUACUCAUAAUAUAUUGUAUUAUAUUAUAUUGUAUUGUAGUAUGGUAUUAUAAUAUAUUUUUGGUGAUUAUGUUUGUGUUCGGUUUCGCCUCUACACAAUCAUUUUGUAUACUUAAGACACGAGUGAAAGUCCUGAGUAUGGAAAAGACCUUUAAUUGUGACUAUAUAAACAACCAAAAAUAUACCUAUACAUGCAUGUAUUUUUCGAAAGGUAACGUGAUAAUUUGUUUUUACAUACUAUAAAGAUGUUGUUUCCAUCUUUAUUUGACCUCCCCCCCCCCCCCCCCCCCAAAAAAAAAGGGGGGGCGGGAAGAGGUAGGCUUAAUCUGAAUAUAUUUCUGAUUUAUCCUUUAUUAUUUUAGAAGUACCGGUAACUUUUGCAAGACUAGUGAAUUUGACAGUAGGAGCUAUGACUGAUGUAUCAUUUACGUAUCGUAUACCUUUGCGAGACUGUAGUGAUUUUGACAGUAUGAGCUAUUUUUUUGACUACCGGUAAUGUGUUAUGCAAGUGUCGUAUACAGAUUUGAUAUCCAUCUAAUGCAAGCUGCUAAACAAUUUUAAGUUAAAUGUUGUGACAAGGGAGGCAUAUAUUUUAUGUAUGUAUUACUUGUCUUUCUUUGUUAUUGUUGUUACCUAGAAUAAGUCGAAUGCUAUUAUGAUGUAUCAUUUCCUUGCUUUGAUUAGAAAACUAUCAUACGGAGUCUCUCCCAUUCUUAGCCGAUUCAUAUUUCUAUAUUUUGUUAUGAAAAAAAAAAAAAAAAAAAAAAAAAAAAAAGAAGAAGAAAAAAAGUUGGUGAUAAAGAAAUGAAACGAAAGAAGCAACCAUGCCAAUUAGGACAAUAUCUAUUUUAUAAAGUACCUCCCAGAUUGUUUGAGGUAGUAUAGAAAUGUAUGUUCUAUGGAGAUUGUUUCUAUUGAUUGAUUUUAUAGAUAUUGUUAAUAAUACAUGUAAUUGAUGUUGAGAAAUGGUUUUUGUUGCAUUAUGAGUCAUCAAGGGACGAUGACUAUUUAAAGUGGGGAAGGAUGUAAGGAGGUCGUUGGUGGCGGGCUUUAGAACCGUGACCUUCACCCCGUUCCCACCCCGCUUAUAGGUAAGCAAGGUUUAGUUUUUAUGUGUGUUUAAAUUGUUAUAUUUGAUAAUAUUGUUACUAUGUUUUGUUCAUAUCCUGGUUUAAACGAAUUAGUAUUAUUAUAAGGCUUACAAAUAUGUUCAAAGAACAUGAUAUUUGUUAACAGAAAGGUGUAACUUAAGGCGAUAUUGUUGUUACGUAAUGCUCAGAGGGUGUGACUUCUUAAUGUACAAGUGGAUUACACGUAGAGGAAAUGGAUGCGUAGGCUAUGCCUGUACGGGUGGAAUGCAUUUGUGUGUACGGUCAAUUGGGCCUUGGAGUGUGACUGUUGUAGUCGGGAACUUGGGCGCUAAUGACUAUGUGUUAGGUUUUGGUGUAGAGAAACCUGAUUAACGAAGAAUUAUGAUCUUUUAAGUUUGAUUAAUUAUGUUAGGAAUUUGUAUUUGAUCCAGCUUAUACACUUUGGGCAUUUGCAUUGUCUUAAAUAAGUUAAAGUUAUUGUUAUUAACGAUUCAAAUGUUUUAGUGUAGUGAACACUGUUUACCUUUUGUUGUCAUAAUGCUGAAAGAUGUGUCGUUGUUUAUUCUUGUAAUUGAUAACUGUUUAUCAUUACUUGACCCCGUUCCCACCCCGCUUAUAGCGGUGUGUCCUUUACAGAAUAAAGAGCACCAACUCUA